UAGCAACGUUUGGACCUAAUUACUUAAAAGUUAAAGUAAUCAAGUUAUGGUUUGACAACAAUAAGUUAGCAUUAAAUCUGUGCAACGCAACAAUUGUGAUUUUUGGAAAAUGUAAUUCAGUUCAUCAGGUAAAGGUAAAAACAGAGGGUGUAGAUGUUGAGUAGGCCAGUUUGAACAUGUUUUGAAGCAUCUCUGUCCUGGAAAAAGCUGACAGACAAGUUGGAUCACCAGUGUUGUGCUAGUUACUGAAACAUGGUAACUAGUUACAUUUACUGUGGAUCAAACAUCACCUUCCAUUCUUCAGAGGCUCGGUGUCUACGUGUCCUUGAGCAAGUCACCAAGCAGCUCCCAGUCCAUGGAAAGAGUUCCUCACAUGUGGCGGCCAUGCUCUCAGGCUUAAAAAAUUCACACUGAGAAUAAAAGUUUUUCUAUUCUGUUUAGGAAAAGGGUUGAAAGGAAUGCACUGAUGUGAAAUUUUUGACCAAUGGCCGAUGUGAAUACCGUGGUUACAGCUGAUCGUCAGGAUUUACUAUUUAUCAAUUAUUAUUGUUAUUAUUAUUGUCAUUAUUUAUCAAUGUUGAUAUAAACAAAUUUCUAUGGCUAGUUUGUAAACUGAAAACCAUGUAAAUACAAUGAACAGUGUUAGUUUCAGGCUGACUUUAAAACUUGUAGCAAGAACCUCCAUGAAAGUUCAGUUUAACUUGUAAACUUUUUAUUGUAAAUCUGAAAUCAAAAUACCAGAGGAAGCCGGGUACUCCGGCUUCCUCCCACGGUCCAAAAACAUGCAUGUUAAUUGGUCGCCCUAAAUUGCCCCUAGGUAUGAAUGUGUGCGUGAAUGGUUUUAUGUCGGCCCUGCGACAGACUGGCGACCUGUCCAGGGAGACCCCGCCUUCGCCCACAGCAGCUGGGACGGGGGGGUCAAAAUGUGAAUCAAUACGAGUCACAUUGGCUCACAUCUAUGAAACUGCUAAAUCAAACAUAUCUGAACCGUGACUGAGAAAUUGAGACUGACUCAUUCUUCGACAUUUUAAACAGUCGUGCAAAAUUAUACACCACGGCCAGGAAACCGCCACUGUGACCAUUUUGGGUGGGUGUUACCUGUCAAAACUGAUCCAACCAGCCAGGCAGGACAGACCUGGCUGCUCGUCGCAUACAAACAUCCGUGAUGAGCCCCUCCUGUCAAAUACCAGUCUCUGACCUCCUCCUGCCAAGUCGCGACCAGGUCCUCCGUGAUGGCGGCCAAAAGGAGCGUGGACGACGUGAAGACCCUGCUGAGGAGCUGCAAAGGCCUCAGCUCUCGGCAGAGGAUGGACUUCUACGACAGCUGGGCCGAGACGUACGAGCAGGAUUCACAUACGAUGAACUACACAGCCCCGCACCAGGUGGUAGACUUCCUGAAUGCAAACUUCUCUGGCAACCCCAAGGAGGCCCAGGUUCUGGAUGUGGCCUGUGGAUCAGGACUCGCAGCUAAGUUGAUGGCUGAACAUGGCUUCAGGAACUUUGUGGGAAUAGACGGCAGUAAAGGGAUGCUGGAGGAGGCUGCAAAGACCAAACUGUACCAGGAUCUGAAACAGGCUAUCCUGGGACCAGAACCACUGCCUGCACAGAGCGGUAUGUUUGAUAUCGUGAUCAUCGUGGGCGCGUUACGUGACGGUUUUGUGCCGGUCAGCGUCAUUCCGGAGCUCUGCAAAGCCGCCAAACCAGGAGGCCUCAUCUGCAUGUCGAGGAUCGAGCUGAAGUCCGAAUCUGGGGAACGAUAUGCAGCAUCGAUGGAGCGAGAGAUGCAGCUGAUGGAAACACAACGACUCUGGACUCAUGUCGCCUCCAAAGAACUGAAGGGCUACAUGAUGAAUGUUUAUGAUGACUCUACUCAGGAAGAGGAACAGAGGAAAUACCUGGAUGGAAUCAUUUACCUCUACAGAAAGUCACUUUAAUCAACUGUAUGACAUGGAAAUUUAAUCUGAA
Molecule: messenger RNA, 1965 nt
Organism: Salarias fasciatus (jewelled blenny)
Lineage: Eukaryota; Metazoa; Chordata; Actinopteri; Blenniiformes; Blenniidae
Product: methyltransferase-like protein 27
Exons: 6
Coding region: 1233-1934 (233 amino acids)
Source: RefSeq, a predicted model, not a curated record